This is a messenger RNA of Plasmodium inui San Antonio 1, 2769 nucleotides long. RefSeq lists its product as hypothetical. Gene Ontology annotation, biological process: mRNA processing. Gene Ontology annotation, cellular component: nuclear speck; U2AF complex; commitment complex. Bases 1 to 2769 code for a protein of 922 amino acids. The transcript has a single exon. Gene Ontology annotation, molecular function: poly-pyrimidine tract binding; pre-mRNA 3'-splice site binding. NCBI's taxonomy places the organism in Eukaryota, Apicomplexa, Aconoidasida, Haemosporida, Plasmodiidae. The record is from RefSeq and is a predicted model, not a curated record.
AUGUGGAGGAAAGCAGUCGGAAGCUACUUCGGUGGUAAGGGCGACGUCAAGGAAGACGAGGACGCAGUUGCUGAUGCAGAUAAACCAGAUAAUGAAGCAGCAGAUGCAAACCCCAGAGAAGAACAGGAAGAAGCCAAAGAGGAACUGAAUGAGGAGGAGGUUCCCAAGCCACGUACAACUCGAAGGGGAAGGCCCCCCACGAAAAAAGGGACCAAGGGCCAGGAUAACAAGGGUGAAAAAGGGGCAUCGGAAAAUAAGGAGGCGCCUCACCAAAAAAACACAGAUGGCAGCGGUGGCACCGAUAAUGUUGGCGGAAGUGAAGCAAACCAGGGCGACGUCAACGAUAGCGGCGCUCCAAAGGAAAGGAGCGAGGACGCAGGCAAGAAUGCAGAUGAGGCCAUAAGUGUGAAAAAGAAAAAAAACAAUAAAAAGGAGGAGCCGCAAUCGCAACAGCCGCAAGAACUGCAACAAUCGGAACAGUCCGAACAGCUGCAACAGGAAUCGCCGCAUGAACCGGAAGAGGACGCGAUCGAGGCACCUAGAAAAAGACACAGCGAAUUGCGCGAAAAAAAAGGCGAGCCUACUGAAAAGGAAAGCUCAGCCGGAAACAAGCCGUCAGACGAAAAAAAGGAAAGAGAGAAAAGUCGCGAAAAGGCAAGCAGCGAUCUACAGGAAAAGAUGAAAAUAAUUAAGGAGAAGCUCAAGUCGAGCGAGCCCAUUCAGGGGGCAAGCCUAGAAAAGCACCAGAACAAAGAGGAGGAGCGCAUCAUAGAGGAGGGACGAAGCAGAGAAGAGGGACGCAGCAAAAGGAAGCACAAGAGUGUGCCAUCAACCAGCGACGAAGCCCACUCCUCCAGAAGGAACAGGCGAAGCGGAGAAAGGGGCAUGGAAGAGAGAGGCGAAAAUGUAAUUAGGCACCGACAUAGGAGCAGAGAAAGAGACAGGAGCGAAGAAGGAGAUAGAGAUAGGGAUAGAAACAGAGACAGGGAUAGAGAUAGAGACCGAGACAGGGAUAGAGAUAGAGAUAGAGACCGAGACAGGGAUAGAGAUAGAGAUAGAGACCGAGACAGGGAUAGAGAUAGAGAAGUGGACGGAAGCUUAGAAAGAAUUCGAAGCAAGGAUCUGGCUCGGAGCAGAGGCAGGCACCGAAGCAGAAGUAGACACCACAGCAGAAGCAGACACAGGAGCCGAAGCAGAGGAAGACACCGCAGUAGAAGCAGAGGCAGGCAUAGAAGCAGACACAGAAGCAGACGAGGAAGAGAUAGGAGCAAAAGGUUAAGUAACAGUGAUAGCGACAGUAGCAGUGAUGAGAGACAUCACCGCCACCACCACAAGUCGAGAAGAAAAAGAAAAAGAAGUUCCAGAAAUAGUAGUGAUAGAGAAAAUUCCAGUGAAAGCACAGGAAACAGAAACGGAUAUGACAGAAAAGAGAGGUCAUCUUCUAGCGAAAGAAGAAGUAAAGAAUCUAAAAAAAAAAAAAAGACAAAAUGGGACACUGUAGAUGAAAAUUUAUUGAAAAACAAUUUGCUAAAUAACACUGCAAAUGGAAUACUGCAGCAGCAGAAUUUAGCACUAGCGAAUGGCUUGAUGCCAAAUAACACAGUGGCCCCAUUAGUUAGAAAUCCCUACGAAGUGGAAGGCGAUAAAAAGCAAAGAAAAUUAUACGUUGGUAACAUUCCUCCUAACUCGAAACAGGAAGAGUUAAUAGAUUUUUUCAACAACACGUUAGCGUCAAUUAUAAAAGACUCCAGUUUGGAAAUAAAAAUAGGAGACAUUGUAUUGCUGCCAAUAUUGAAGUGUGAAAUAUUUAAUGUCGAAUCUAGGUUUUGUUUUCUAGAAUUUAGAAGCCUUGAAAUUACAUGGCUUUGUCUAAGGCUAGAUGCCAUUUCGUUUAAUAAUUAUGCCUUACGAAUAGCUAGACCACAUGAUUUUGUUCCGCCCCCAGGAGGGGACCCAGCACUGACUGUCGUAUUUACAGAUAUCAACCACGAAGUAUACGAAAAGGUGAAACCGAUAAAAAUCGCUCCAGUAAGAAGCACAGGAGAUGAUGACAACAAAUUAUAUAUACAGAAUUUGCCCCACGAUUUGAGAGAUGAUCAGAUAAGAGACCUGAUACAGCAGUUUGGGAAACUAAAAGGAUUUAAUGUUAUAAAAGAUGUAAACACUGGAUUGAAUAAAGGCUAUGGCUUCUUUGAAUAUGAAGAUCCUAACUGCACACCUAUUGCCAUGCACGCUUUGAAUGGCUUUGUGUGCGGGCAGAACAUACUUAACGUAAAAAAAGCUACAUUCGGAAAAAGCCAAAAUAGUACACAGAAUGCAAACACGAUAAGUUUAGCAGCUGGUAGUGUCGAUUUGCCCGUGUCACUUUUGCCAAAUUCUAUUUCGCAAAAAAUUUUGAGCAAUUCCAUCAUAGGGUUACACAUUCAGGCGUCCAGAAAAAUUGGCGAGAAAUCUUCUCGAGUGGUUCAACUCACCAAUGCUGUUUUUCAGGAGGAUUUACUUAUCGAUAGUCAGUAUGAGGAAAUAUUAAGGGAUAUUAAGGAAGAAGCUGAAAAAUAUGGGCCCCUUCAAAACAUUGUAAUUCCGAAGCCAAGUAAGGAUUUGUCUUACACGGAAGGCGUCGGAAAAAUUUUCCUUCAUUACGCAGAUGAAACUACGGCGAGGAAGGCCCAGUACAUGUUUAAUGGGAGACUCUUCGAGAAGAGAGUAGUAUGCGCUGCGUUCUACUCUGAGGAGAAAUUCUUGGCGGGGAAAUACGUCCUCUCAUAG